Zonotrichia albicollis (white-throated sparrow) is the source of this 1123-nucleotide messenger RNA. It is a transcript of the gene GRXCR1, whose product is annotated as glutaredoxin and cysteine rich domain containing 1. Gene Ontology annotation, biological process: inner ear receptor cell stereocilium organization; sensory perception of sound. NCBI's taxonomy places the organism in Eukaryota, Metazoa, Chordata, Aves, Passeriformes, Passerellidae. Gene Ontology annotation, cellular component: kinocilium; stereocilium. The record is from RefSeq and is a predicted model, not a curated record.
AUCCAUUAUUAACUGCAGAACGGCAGCGGCUUCUUGGGAACACUCUUUAGUUUAAUAUGAGAACCCCUGUCAGCAGAAAACAGCGCCGAUAUUGUUGUUAAGUGUGACGGACUGGCGAGUGCAAUGGGCACCACGCUGGAACAAUGCAAGCUGCUGAUUUCCAUGGAGGAGGCGAUGUUCAAGGGCGAGGCCAAGGCGGACGGCGAGCGGCUGCUGAGGAAGGUUCGGUUCCGCGUGGCGUCCUCGCACAGCGGGCGGGUGCUGAAGGAGGUGUACGCAGAUGGCGAGGCCGCUGACUCGCUGGACUCCGAGUACGCCAGCAGCUCCGAGACCGAGCAGACCAGCCGGCUGAGCGAGGUGGACGGGCCGCACAACGGGCACGCGGGGUCGGAGUGCGAUGAGAACGACAAUGAGCAGGACGACUUGCUCAUUCUGGUCAGAGCCACUAAAGAGAAGGGGUUUGGUACAAAGCGAGUCAACAUCCUCAGCAAAAAUGGCACAGUCAGGGGAGUCAAGCAUAAAGUCAGCGCCGGUCAAGCCCUUUUUGACAAUUUGGCAAAAGUAUUUCAGGUCUCAGCAGUCCCAGAGUUUGGCCGCAUAGUAAUUUAUACUACCAGUCUUCGUGUGGUGAGAACCACUUUUGAAAGAUGCGAACUGGUUAGAAAGAUAUUUCAAAAUCACAGAGUGAAGUUUGAAGAAAAAAACAUUGCUCUGAACAGUGAUUAUGGAAAAGAACUAGAUGAAAGAUGCAGAAGCGUCUGUGAGGUUCCCUCACUCCCUGUUGUGUUUAUUGAUGGCCAUUAUCUUGGGGGUGCUGAGAAAAUUUUACUAAUGAAUGAAUCUGGGGAACUGCAGGAUCUCUUAACCAAAAUUGAGAGAGUGCAGCUUCCUCAGGAGUGCUUCUCUUGUGGGGGCUUUGGUUUCCUGCCGUGCUCAGCGUGCCAUGGGAGCAAGAUGUCCGUGCUCCGGAACUGCUUUACGGACUCCUUCAAGGCCCUCAAGUGCACUGCCUGCAACGAGAACGGGCUCCAGCGCUGCAGGAGCUGUGCAGGCUGAGAAUGGCACCUCCACAUGUAUAAACUAAUUUUAUGGUACUGCAUCAGUUUGUAAUAUGUGGGGUUUU